Podarcis muralis (Common wall lizard) is the source of this 4055-nucleotide messenger RNA. RefSeq names its product solute carrier family 3 member 1 (gene SLC3A1). NCBI's taxonomy places the organism in Eukaryota, Metazoa, Chordata, Lepidosauria, Squamata, Lacertidae. Gene Ontology annotation, biological process: carbohydrate metabolic process; amino acid transport. The record is from RefSeq and is a predicted model, not a curated record.
UGGGUCACCUUCAAAGGUAGCCCCACACAGAGCGCACUGCAGUAGUCCAAGCGGGAGAUAACCAGACCAUGCACCACUCUGACGAGAGUGGUUAGAUUUGAGUGAACGAGAGAGAAAAGUUAUAGUUUGCCCACAUUCCCGACUUCUGGGCAAUGAAUUUCUUCUCCCACCCAGGGAAUGCCAACAGCAGGUAUUCAACAGAUGCAGCAUUUCCAGCAUGGUGACUCAAUGGGCAGAGGCCUUGCUUGUUGUGGAACGGCUGCCUGGCAUGCAAGUGUUAAAUGCACACCAGCCUUGCCCAGAAGUGGCCGCCUUCAAGUACCUCCAUUCCUGAAAUGCUAGGCUAUUUUCUUUUGAAGUCAGGUUGGCAUGAGCUGGAGCUUUGUUCUCUUGCAACAUUUUGCCCCGUCGCGAAGAAAAGUCUUUUGUGCAGAGGAGUGGAAGCCCUUAAUGCUCUUAAUCUGGGUCAGACUUUGGACUGGUCUCUCAGGUUUAUUUUUAAACCAGGGAUUAAUGACGCUUCCUCGUUCCACCGACCAAAGGUUUUUCCUCUCUUCCACCCCCCGCCACCUGCCCCACCUUCUUCCAACUGCACCGAGUCUUCUGAGAGGGGUGAGAACGGACUGAGGAGAAAUGGUUGGCAAAGAAGACCGGGCCAUCUCUCUCGAGCUGGGCCAGAAUGAAGGCAUCGAGAACAACGGGUUUGUUCAAAGCGAGGAGCUGGAGGAAAAAGAGGCUGAUGCCACAAGCCAAGAUGGGUUGCCAAAAACAUGUACUCUUUUCAUAGAGUCUGAAACAGCGGAAAAGUUACCAGUGAGGCCUUACGCGGGGAUGCCCAAAGAAGUGCUCCUCCAGUUCUCAUCUCAAGCACGCUAUAAAAUUACCAGAGAAAUACUCUUCUGGUUGAUCAUUGCAUCCUCGCUGGUGCUUGUGGCAGCUACGAUUGCCAUUAUUGCCCUGUCCCCCAAAUGCCUUGGCUGGUGGCAAGCCAGCCCCAUCUACCAAAUUUACCCUCGGUCGUUUAAGGACACUGACAGCGAUGGGAAUGGCGAUCUCAAAGGUAUCCAAGAAAGGCUGGAUCACAUCCAGUAUCUAAAUGUAAAAACAAUCUGGAUCACAUCUGUUUACAAGUCUGCCUUACAAGAUUUGGGAUAUGGCAUAGAAGACUUUCGAGACAUAGACCCAAUGUUUGGAACCAUGAAGGAUUUUGAAAACCUGAUUGCAGCGAUACACGAUAAAGGUUUGAAAGUGAUAAUGGAUCUAAUACCUAACCACACAAGUGACAAGCACAACUGGUUUCAGCUUAGUCGCAAUCGGACUGAAAAAUACGCGGAUUAUUACAUCUGGCAUAACUGCACGUAUACCAAUGGGACCACCAAACCACCAAAUAACUGGGUGAGUGUGUUGGGGAACUCCAGUUGGCAGUACGACGAAGUGAGAAACCAGUGUUACUUCCACCAGUUUGGAAAAGAGCAGCCGGAUUUAAAUUUCCGUAACCCAGAUGUUGAAGAAGAAAUUCAUGAGGUUAUCAGAUUUUGGCUCGGCAAAGGCGUCGAUGGAUUUAGCAUUAGUACGGUCAAAUUCCUGCUGGAAGCAACGCAUCUGAGAGAUGAGCCUCAAGUCAAUAAAUCCCAAAAUCCGGACACUAUCACAGCCUAUUCUGAGCUGUAUCACGACUACACCACCACCCAGGUUGGCAUGCAUGAUAUUGUCCGCAGUUUUCGGCACACCAUGGAUAAGUUCAGCAGUGAGCCUGGACGAUACAGAUUUAUGGGCACAGAGGCAAAUGACCAUGAUGACGUUGAGAGAACCAUGAUGUAUUAUGGGACACCUUUCAUUCAAGAAGCAGAUUUCCCUUUCAACUUCUACCUCAUGAACAUGCAAGAAAUAUCAGGAAAUGGCAUUUUUGAAAUUGUGUCUUUGUGGAUGAAGAAUAUGCCGGAAGGCAAAUGGCCGAACUGGGCGGCUGGAAACCCCAACAGUGCUCGAAUUUCCUCUCGGAUUGGGAAGGAAUACAUAAAUGUCAUCAACAUGCUUCUUUUAACUCUUCCUGGAACACCUACAACCUAUUACGGUGAAGAAAUUGGAAUGGAAGAUACCACAUCAGAAAACGCAACCUUUCCAGAAAAAUCACCCAUGCAGUGGGAUGAUACUCUUAAUGCUGGCUUUAGUGAAGCCAACUCAACCUGGAUACCUGUAAAUCCUGACUAUCCAAAUGUAAACGUGAAGGAGCAAGAGAGUCAACAGAAUUCUACGCUCAGCUUGUAUCGAGAGCUCAGUUCCAUUCGUGCCAACGAGCUUCCCAUUUUUAGAGGAUGGAUGUGUUACGUUUGGAAUGACCGCGACGUCUUUGCAUAUGUGAGGGAACUGGAUGGGUUAGAUCAAGUGUUUAUGGUGGUCCUAAAUUUUGGACUGCAGACCGUAACUAAUCUGCAGGGUUCAGUUCCCGGUAUUCCCUCCGAAGCUACUGUAAAGCUAAGCACGAAUGUUGUCAACAGUGGCAAAGUAGUAAAUACCAAAGCAGUCGCAACUGAAAAGGGAGAAGGACUCAUUUUGGAAUACUGGACAAGCGAACCUGUCCACCAGAUGGAAGCUUUCAAAGAGAAGUGUUUUGUUGCAGAAAAGGCAUGCUAUUCAAGCACCUUCAACUUACUCUAUGCGUAUUGCUAAGUGGCAAUGGUUUGUUCCAAAUCUAUGAGUUGUAAUUUCUUUACAAAAGGUACAGCAGCUUUGAAGGACCAAAUGUGAAUGCUGUGUUUAGAUAGCUUUUGGGUGUGUAUGUGCGUGUGUUUUUAAUUACUUGUUACUUGUUUGCCAGCUGUCCAAAAAUGGAAAACUUUACAGAAUUUGGAACCUUGCACUUUGGCACAAAAAUGUUUGGAACACUGCUAUAUCUGAAAAGAUCACUUGUCAAUUUCGAGCGCCACAGGGUACAGCUAAACAUGAUGCUUUUCAUGCUAUUUGGUGAAAUUACAUUAUAUACAUUAAUACGCACCACUUGCAGCAACACUCGGAGGCCUCCCUUGAGAUUUGGAACUCUCAAAAUGACCUUUUUAUCUUGUAUUGGAUUGGAUUGUACCAUCCAUGCUCCCUUUUCUUGACAGUUGUAUUGUGUUUCUCGGUUUUUUAUUUUUCUAUCCUAGGUUCUAUACUUAAGACUUUAAAAAGCCAAUAAAAACGACUAAAGCAAAAGUAAAAACAAAAAAACUGUAGCAGGUCAUUUUGGGGCAUCACUGUCUCCACUUUAGAAAUUAUCAGAAAUAAUUUCAUGCACUGAGCAGUGGCUGGACUAGAAUUAGUUCCCAGGUCUCUUCCAACUACGAGUCUGCCACAUGCAUAGGCUAAACUUCAUCUCCUACCUUCAUGGCAGCAAAGAUAAUUGCAGAAUUUGGGAUUAUCUUCUAGCAUACUGAAAAGGAAUGCAUCUGUAAUGUUUGAACCAUUCUGUUACAAGCACUACAUAGGUCGGCCCUUGAAAACAAUCUGGAAACUUUGCCAAACUUCUGACAGGAGACAGGAAAACAGAACAUAUCACUCUAGUCCUUCACCAACUGCAUUGGUUCCAUUUGUUUCUGAAUUCAAUUAAUGGUGCCAGGUUUGACAUUUAAAGCACUAACAGUGCAAUCCUAGUCUAUUUACAAAUUAAGUCCCGCUGAGGCUUAUUCCCACACAAGGGUGUAUGAGCUUACAGUCUACAUGUCCUUAAGAAUAGUGUCAUUCUGUUUGAACCAGCCUGGAAACUUCCAGAUUGUAGAAUACCUUGCCUAGGGGGGUAAGCUUGCCUUCUUUACUGAUUUUUGGUCUCUAUGAUAUUUUAGUCAUUAUUUUUACUGUUUUGUUUUUGGUUUCUAUGAUUUUGUAUUCCAUGAUUUGCAAUUGCUCUUUUAUAUUGUUCAGCUCAUGUGCUUAUUUUUUCUAGCCAGAGGCCACGACAAACUUGUAGCAAUAGUAAUACACCAUACAUCUGUAACAUAAGCCAACAUCUAUGAUGUAAGAGAGAGAGAAAUUAUUGUGAACAACCUUGUGGAAGGUGUGAUAAAAUUAAUUCAAGUAAA